Messenger RNA from Podarcis lilfordi (Lilford's wall lizard), 4111 nucleotides. The record is from the annotation of a GenBank genome assembly. NCBI's taxonomy places the organism in Eukaryota, Metazoa, Chordata, Lepidosauria, Squamata, Lacertidae.
AUGGCGGGCGAGGAAGAGGUCGGGGACGCGGAGAAGGUAAAUGAGCUGGGAGCGGAGGCAAGGCGCCGUCGGCGAGCUCCGCGGUGGCUGCUUAGGGCCUCCCUGGUGUUCGUUGGCUGUGUGGACGGAGGAAGGGGCUGCGGCUUCUGUGCCGUCAGAGCAGCGCGCAAAGCGCCUCGACGUGACGAGGCUAGCAGGGCUCGUGGAGCCAAGGGUUGCCUCCCCAGCAGCGGACUCCCGGUAGCUGGGCAGCCUUUUUUCUGUUGGCCCUCCCCUUCCAGCAGGUACACUGCCUCUGAGCGUGGAAGCUCUAUUCAACCGUCGCGCCUUAUCGCCCUGGUAGACCGCACCUUCCCUAGGAAACGGAGGCUCGCUUCAAACCACUUAAUGCCCGAUAUAUUUCUGAGUCCACAUAACGCGUCGCACGGCCAUAAGUGGACCAUAAUACUCGUUUUGUUUACUCAGGUUCCUUUGUCACAAUCGCUGGCAUUUCUUUUCUUUUUUAAAAAUACUAAUAAUUUAAAAUGGUUUUUAAUCCUGCCUUCGAGGAAAACAGAGGGCUAUACUGAAGACAUGACAACCGUAGCUCCAAAGAAAUUUUGAUCCAUUGUUUUAUGCCCUGACCCUGAAUGUUUGGGCAGACAAGUGGAGGCUUUUAUAGCUGCAAUCCAAUGCACACUUACAUGGAAGGAAGCCUUAUUGCGCUCAGUGGGUUUACUUCUGUGUAGACAUGUAUAGGAUUGUGCUAUAAAUGGAACCUUUGCUAUUGGAAGAAAAUGUUUUCCUUUAGAGCAGAUGAAAAUGUUUUCCUUUAGAGCAGACCUGCCAGCUUGCUGCAGCCAGAGUAGUGGAAGGUGGGGAAAAGAAUUUUUCCUCCCAUUGUUCCAGUUCAGACCAAUUUUGUGAGCAUGUUGGGUGGAGGUGGGCAAAGCAGUCAUUAUAGAAGCUUCAGAUCCACGACUCUCCCAAUACAACCCCAAAAUGCCUUGUUUAGACCUGCACUGCUUGUAAGACAUUUGCACUUUCCGGUUUCCAAGGGGCCUCAACAGCUUAAUGUUGUUUCACAUGGAAACUUCUCUCCAGCUGUAGAACAGCGCUCACAGUUUCCUAUUGCCGCCCCCCCACCCAGCGGGCCUUCAACUGGUUGUAGGAUUGCAGCAUUAACUUCUUCCCCUGCCCUCCCCCCCAAAUGCAGUGGUACCUCUACUUAUGUUCGCCUCCGGUUACGUAUCCCUUACUAAAUGCAGGUAAAAUAAAAAUGCCAAAUUUAGAGCACUCUUGUAUUUUUAAAAGAAUGGUGAUGCAAAGUGGAAAUUUGUAUAGGAUUUUCUUCCACUGCAUCAUAUGGUGCUGAGAAUUCAACAGAAUCAGCAUGCGCUCACUCCUUUCAAAACUCCAGGAAAGAUAGGAACCACUGAAAUGUGGAGCCUUCCAACCCAGAAGGAUGGCUCAGUGUCACUGAUCAGUGCGUCAAAUCCUGAGAAAUUCAGCAGGAUCAAUAUGGUCAUGCUGCACUAUCCAAACUCAAGUAUCCCAAGGUAUGGUCUGAAGGUAUAUGAGGCCACCAUGAAGAGAGAGAGGUGGGAUAUCAGUGUAAAAAAAUAUACAAAAAUCAAGCAUAGCCUUUUAUAUACCACAUUGGGAAUGAUUUUGCCUUCAGGUGGAUGGUAGCUGCAAAAGAUCAAGGUGAUUUGAUGCAUGCUUUGUCCAUUGGUAUGAGAAUGACAAUGAGAAUAACAGAAUAACUUUUCAACAACUUCACCCCACCCCUUUAAAAAGCUACUGGAGAAUAAUGUAGUAAGAUAAAUUAGUUUAAAUGGUUGUGUCCUUUUCUUGUCCUUUUGGCCCAGUGGGAAAACUACAUGUUUUUUUCUUUUUGCUCUACAUCACUAUUAAAGGGACAGGAAUCAUCUACUGUACUAAAUGCAGCACUUCAGAAGGUUCUGUACAUAACCAAUGCAUUGUUUAAUGUGAUAUGUUUCAUUUCUUUCAAGUCUUUUAAGCUACUGGGAAUACUUGACGUCAGAAAUGUCCCUUGUGCUCGAGAAUCAGUGCUCUAUGGCUCAUUGGGUGGUCUAACUUUGGGUCUUGGACACUUUUUGGCAACUAGUAAGUAAAAGUAAAUCUGCAGAUAUUUCUUUUUAUAUGUAAUAUUUUCUUUGUUUCCAUUCUCUCUUUGUUUCCAUUCUCUCUUUUGGUAAUACUUUGCUCCAUGCAGCAAUUAAUACAGCGCAACAGCUGACAUAAAGUGUUGCUUGCGUCCUCUCUAAAACCCUUCCCAGCAAAGGUGUACAUACAGCACAAUCAGUCUCCAAAACAUUGCAUACCAAUUGUUCUUUAAAGUUCUUGGGGUAUUCAUAAGCAUACCUCAGCAGCUGAGAAUAAUUAAGAGGGUUCCUUUCUCUUUUUUUAAUAAUAGUUUUUAUUAGUUUCAAUUAAAGGUAAAGGUAAAGGUAAACAGUAAUAGCCUCAUUAUAACAAUACCGAUUUAUAAGAGGGUUCCUUUCUUUGGCAGCCAGUAGUUCUAGAAUCUAGUCUUUGUCUUGUUCGACAGGCUGCAUUUCCUCCUUUAUUGACCUUUUGUCAAAUUUUAUGAGGUUAGUACAUGUCAAAUUACUGCAAAUUUUGUGUAGCUCAUUCUGUUUAACUUGUUGUCUCAUUUGUUUGUGCAAAUGUUAUCAUAAAGAUUAAGCAAAGCCAACUAUAUCUUCAGAAAUAGUUGGCUAAAUACUUCUAAAAUACAUUUCCUACGUUGUUUUUCUGUUAGUUCCUUUUCUUCUUGUCCAAUUGUUAUGUUGUCUACAUAACUUAAAAAUGAACAAACUUCUUUUCUGCCUAGGCAGAGUGAGACGAUCCUGUGACUUUGGAGUGGGAGGUUUUAUCCUGACAACAUUAGGAUGUUGGUAUGUACGUUUCUGAAAUUCUCAGACUUGUGUUGAAGAUGUGAGUGGAUAGGCUUUGAGUGGAUUCUUCCUACAGCCCUAGGAGCCAGCUCCUAGAAACCUUUGCGCACCCCCUAAAAUAUUUGAGGGAACCAGGUCCCCCAAAGUUGAUGGGCAUUGCCAUUCAAAUGGUGUGUGCCACGCCUUAUGAAUAAUUAUGCAGCAUGGGGCUUACCUGAGCCCACCCAAUAUUUUACUCUAGUUGGCACCCCUGCCUACAACUCAGCACAUGUAAUCACACUAGUGUACCAGGCUAUUCCUGGAAAUAUAUGACAUAUUUACACCUUCUGCACCCUACUCCAGCUGUCCGUUGCUUGGGAGGGGUCUUUAAAUAAUAUGGUGGGACAGUAUAACAAUCCAAAUUCACAUCCAAUAUCUUCACUGAUGCAACUGAGAGAUGGCAGACUCCAGUGUUGCAUGAGUGGACUUGUUUCUGCAAUGGAACAUUGCCUUCAUCUACUUUCUGCAGACUCUACAUAUCUCCCCCAAGUGCCUUGUCUCCCAAGCAGAUUUUGUGGGCAUUGUUAUUUUAUUAAAUUUGUAUACUGCCCUUCAUCCACAGAUCACAGGGUGGUUCACAACAUAAAGUUUUUUAAAAACCCAAAAUAAUAAUGAGCAAAAAGACCAACCACCAAUAAAUCUCCCUCCCACAAGCACUUUUUUUUAAAAGGGUGUAAGAUGUUCAUCAGCCAAAGGCCUGGUUGAAGAGGAAUGUGUUCGCCUGUUGUCUUAAGGUGCGUAAUAAAGGUGCAUAUAGUGGAUUGAGAGGGUGUGAGGAAGGUGAAGUCCUAUUGUGCAGGCAGAGGUCUGUUCCCUUUGUACAAAGCUUUCUUUAACUUUUCCCUAUGUGCACAUCUAUUCCAUGUUUUUGUUUGCAGAAUACAGUUACUUAAGAAAAAGUUGUGUAAAGCAUUUCUGUCUUCUUCAAAGUACAGGCUGGUUCAAUACUAUACCAUCUGAAUAAAUACUGGGAGUUCUUAUUCUCUAAAAUAGGAUGGGGAUCAUUCAUUAUUUUGUUUUUUUCUUUAUUGAGGGUCUACUGUAGAUACAAUAAUGCAAAACUAAGGAUUCAGCAACGAAUGGUUCAAGAAGGGAUGAGAAAGAAAAUUUUGUAUGAAAGCACCCAAUUUGAUCCAGAGAAAAAGAAAAGUGAAGAAAGCCGUUCUUGA